Messenger RNA from Scatophagus argus, 4136 nucleotides. It is a transcript of the gene tyk2, whose product is annotated as tyrosine kinase 2. The record is from RefSeq and is a predicted model, not a curated record. The coding region runs from base 171 to 3683 and encodes 1170 amino acids. Gene Ontology annotation, molecular function: ATP binding; non-membrane spanning protein tyrosine kinase activity; cytokine receptor binding. Lineage: Eukaryota; Metazoa; Chordata; Actinopteri; Scatophagidae. Gene Ontology annotation, biological process: intracellular signal transduction; cell differentiation; cytokine-mediated signaling pathway. Gene Ontology annotation, cellular component: cytosol; cytoskeleton; membrane. The transcript has 24 exons.
GGAGUGACCAUGUUGGUUUCGGGAAGCAGCCGUCUGUCGUAGUUCGUGAAAAUCUGAACGCAUAGGCUAAAGGGGGAACUACGGUCGACUGUCGGUUCGUUUGGUUCGUCCGGUUUUUCUGUAACACCAACAGACCAAAACAGCUCGCCGUCAAAUGACAUUUCCCCAUCAUGUCUAGAAGUGGGAGGUCCACGCAUUCAAGCCCAGGGGAAUUUUCGGGCCUGUGUGAGCCUCUUCGGGGUCCGGGCAUCCAAGUUUACCUCCUCUGGACGAAGGAGGGGGAGAGAUAUUUGUCCCACGAAAGUGGAGAAAUCACAGCAGAGGAGCUGUGCAUCUCUGCCGCAGAGACAGUAGGGAUCACUCCUCUGUGCCAUGUGCUGUUCGCUCUGUACAAUCCACUGUCACACUGCUGGUACAGUCCAAACCACAUCUUCAAUCCGGAGGAUGACUCUGGCCUGGUGCUUCACUAUUGUAUGAGGUAUUACUUUCGGAAUUGGCACGGACUAAGUGGUAAGGAGCCAACUGUAUCGCGUUAUGCACACAGAUCAGAACAGGGAGGGUCUCCUCUACUUGAAAUCACAUCGUUGGAGUACUUAUUCGCUCAGGCUAAAUAUCAGUUUGUGAAUGAAGAAGUGCAAAUGGAAGACAUUGAGUCAGAGGAGGAGUUAAGUCGCUUCAAAAAUGAAAGCUUGGGAAUGGCUGUACUUCACCUCUCGCACCAGGCAUUGCAAACAGGCUGUAAAUUACAAGAGGCUGCCAAAAAAUUCAGCUUUUUGCAAUGCAUUCCAAGGUCUUUUGCCAGACAAAUUUCUAAAGACAACUUCCUGACAAAGCUCAGGAUCCAGCACGUGUUUAAAGAGUUUGUGCGGACGUUCCAGCAGCACACAGUGGAUAAAGGCCGGCUGGGCACCCACGAGAUCAUGUAUAAGUACAUCUCUACUCUUGAACACUUGGCACCACGUUUUGGCAUAGAGACCUUCCCUGUAUCCUAUUUCGAACUGAGAGAGGAUGGGGAUGGAAGUAGCUCUUACACCGGCGCCACUCACGCGCAUGGCGUCUCAAAGGACGGCUACAGAGCUCCCGACACACACGAAAUUAUGGUCUCUGGCACCAAGGGGAUUCAGUGGAGGAAAUUAUCCAGUCAGAAGGCACAGGCCAACUCUUACUUCAGGAGUGACUCACUGAACUACAUAAAGAGAGCAAAACAGCAGCCCAGCCAACCAGUUGUGAACACUUCCAAUAAAUGGACCCCUUUCUGUGAUUUCCCUGAAAUAACUCACAUAGCCAUCGCCGGAGCUAAUGUGUGCAUUAGCACUCAGGACAAUCAGUGCAUGGAGGUUCAGAUGAACUCCAGCCAGGAGGCCCAUUCCUUCAUCUCCCUGCUAGAUGGAUACUACCGGCUGACUGCAGACGCCCACCACUAUCUUUGUCAUGAAGUGGCUCCCCCAAGGGUAGUGCUGAGUGAAGCAAAUGGACUGCAUGGACCUAUGCACGAUGAUUUUGUUCUGCUGAAGCUGAAAAAGGAGGCAGCAGACGAGGGAGCUUUCCUCGUACGUUGGAGUGCUCUCGACUAUCGUCGCAUCAUCCUAGCUGUCCUGAGCAAAAAUGAGAAUGGAUCUGCGCCAAGCCACAAGCAAUUUCGGAUUCAGCACAAGGAUUCGAUGUUCUGUCUGGAGGGCUGGGACCAAGAAUUCUCCAGUUUGAAAGAGCUCACAGACAGCCUCAAGACUUUUGUACUCAAGUCUGGUUCGGAGAGCUUCACUGUCAAAAAAUGCUGCUUGCCAAGACAAGCAGAGACAUCAAACCUUCUGGUGAUGAGGCAAGGUGCCAAUCGCCCUGCUCACAUGGACUCCUUCUCCCUGAACAUGACCCAGCUACGCUUCCACCAGAUCAAGGACAAAAAUAUCAAACAGGAACAGCAUUUGGGCCGUGGGACCAGAACUAACAUCUACUCGGGACGUCUGCUGGUGCAAGGUGGAGGAGAAGGUGACGAGAAUGACGAGUUCAACAACAACUUGACUGACCGCAAAGGGAUCCAAGUGGUUCUGAAGAUUCUAGACCAAAGCCACAAAGAUGUUGCACUGGCAUUUUUUGAAACUGCGAGUGUCAUGAGUCAGGUAUCCCACAGCCACCUGGUGUUUGUGCACGGUGUGUCAGUUAAAGGAUCUGAAAACAUCAUGGUGGAAGAAUUUGUGGAGUUUGGGCCUCUGGAUGUUUUCCUUCGCAAAGAAAAGGCCUUAGUGACUCCUCAGUGGAAAUUCAUUGUUGCAAAACAACUUGCCAGUGCACUCAGUUAUCUCGAGACCAAACGGCUGGUUCAUGGAAACGUCUGCGCCAAGAACAUUCUGGUGGCAAGGCGUGGUCUGGAGCACGGUACAACUCCUUUUGUCAAGCUGAGUGACCCAGGAAUUGCUCUGACAGUCCUUUCACGCGAAGAGCGUCUUGAUCGUAUCCCAUGGAUUGCUCCUGAGUGUGUUGACAGCGGUAUGUCCAUUGGCAAUGCUUCUGACCAGUGGAGCUUUGGCGCCACGCUGCUUGAAAUAUGUAACAACGGAGAACUUCCCAUGAGUGGCAGCACAUUGUCUGAGAAGGAGCGCUUUUAUCAGCAAAAGGGCCAUCUUGCUGAACCAUCCUCUCAGGAACUGGCCAGCUUCAUCAGCAUGUGUUUGACCUACGAGCCUGUGGAGAGGCCUUCGUUCCGCACUGUGCUCAGAGAACUCACAGAAAUCAUGAUAAAAAAUCCUGAUAUAUCCCCAAGUGAAUCUCUUCCAAACACAGACCCUAGCAUGUUCCAUAAACGCUACCUGAAAAUGAUGCGGAAAUUAGGAGAGGGUCACUUUGGAACGGUGAGUCUCUACUUGUACGACCCGGCCAACGAUGGGACAGGAGAGCUUGUGGCAGUGAAGGCUUUGAAACAAGAGAGUGGUAAUGUGGAAAGCUGGAAGAAGGAGAUUGAGAUCCUCAAGUCCCUUUACCACAGCAACAUUGUCAAGUACAAGGGCUGUUGUGCUGAACUGGGAGGGCAAAUGGUGCAGCUAAUAAUGGAGUACCUUCCUCUGGGGAGUCUGCGAGAGUACUUUGAGAAACAUAAACUGGGUAUGCCCCAGUGCCUCAUGUUUGCUCAGCAGAUCUGUCAGGGCAUGGAUUACUUGCACUCAAAGCGAUACAUCCACCGAGACCUAGCUGCCCGUAAUGUCUUAGUGGAGAAUGAUGGUUUGGUAAAGAUUGGAGACUUUGGCCUGACAAAAUACAUCCCCGAAGACCAGAUCUACUAUCGUGUCCGUGAGCAUGGGGACAGUCCGGUGUUUUGGUAUGCCAUUGAGUGCUUGAAGGAGAGUAAAUUUUCCUUUUCCUCUGACGUUUGGUCCUUUGGUGUUACAUUGUAUGAGAUCCUGACCCGUUGUGACCAUCGCCAAAACCCCCCAACAAAGUUCUGUGAAAUGAUGGGGCCACCGAAGAGACAGAUAACCAUGAUGGAACUCAUAAAAUUGUUGGAGAGACAUAUGCGAUUGCCUUGUCCCAGAGACUGCCCACAUGAGGUGAAGAUAAUAAUGGAGCGGUGUUGGGCUGCAGACCCUGACCAACGGCCAUCGUUCAGUUCCCUCAUCGAAAAGCUUGAGGCUGUUCGCAGAACGUACGACUGGCAGUCUAGUAUAAAUUUUUCUUUGGCUCAGAUUUGCUGAUCAGAACUCUUUGGAUCUACUUGUCUACAUGUCAUCACUUUGCCAUUAUGUCAACCAUGUAUUACAGGGUAUACAAUCAUGUGUGUCCUGCUGUGCUAUGCCUGCAGCCUCCAUUUACAUAUAUGACUUUAUACUGUAUGGUUUAUUUUGAUCUAAGCAUUGAUAUCCUCUCAUAUGUUAUGUUAAAAUGAUGAUAAACUUUGUGUGUUUUUUUUUUUGUUCUUGGCUGAUGAGUUGAACAUCUCUAGGAAAGGUGCCAUCGGCUUUUGUCCUACAAAGCUUACAGAUUUACUUAUAUCACAGGAAGUGUCAGAAUUUCCAUGAGCUUGGGAGAGUACUAUGUUUCAUCUUAUGUUAAAUUGUGGUAGAUUUUUCUUAACUUUGCCUUUCAUUUUGUAUAUACCAGAAUAACAAAUACAAAAUCUAAUAAACCAUUUUUCACAUUCCACUGAA